UAGUGAUCUUGUUUACUUUCGGGCAGCAGACAAGUACAGCAAACAGCAUUAACAGAGAAACAUGGACAAACAACACCCAAACCGAUUCGGAAUGGUUGUUUUUCCAAUAUUAUUAACUUUACGGUGAAAUGAAGUUUAUGAUUUAAUUAUCAACCAGUUUACACAGUCAGCCAGUAGGCGUCACAGAGAGGGAUACAAUUGUGCAUGGGCGAAUUUAUCGAGCGGUUCUAUUGAAUGUAGUCCAGAUAUGUCAUAAUGAGUCAAUGAGGCAGCAUACUGGUAAAGGGAGGUGGGGAGAUCAAACUUCCCUCCCAUCAGCUGUGUGUGUGUGUGUGUAGCUGGAUCACCGUGCAAAUGCGCCAUGAGAAAGACCUUCCCAGUCCAGACUUCACUUGGUUUAAACUGUAGGUGCGUGCACGGCAGUCAAAAGCAUGAAAAGUGGGAGCCUGCGUGCAGCUCAGAGGACGAGUGAGAAGAAGGUGCGCACCCAGCAACUGAAUCCUGAGGGUCUUCCAUAGGGAACCAUGUGCAGCUCCCUGAGUCCUAAACAUACAAGCAGCCCCGGCCUGACAGACAUGCAGCAGUACCACCAGUGGCUGGCUAGUCGACAUGAAGCCAGCCUGUUGCCCAUGAAAGAAGACCUUGCCCUGUGGCUCACUAAUAUGCUUGGCCUGGAAAUCACAGCUGAGAGCUUCAUGGAACGCUUAGACAACGGCUUCCUCCUGUGCCAGCUGGCUGAGACUCUGCAGGAGAAGUUCAGGGAAAGUAAUGGAGACAUGCCUCUCAACAACAGAAAGGUUCUGCCCUAUCGAAGGAUUCCAUGCCGGCGGAGUGCGCCCUCUGGAUCUUUCUUUGCACGAGACAACACAGCCAAUUUCCUGUCCUGGUGUCGUGAGGUUGGAGUUGGGGAAACUUGUUUGUUUGAGUCAGAAGGUUUAGUUCUUCACAAGCAACCACGAGAAGUUUGUCUCUGCCUGUUACAGUUGGGACGGAUAGCAACCAGGUACAACGUGGAGCCUCCUGGCCUUAUAAAACUGGAAAAGGAGAUAGAACAGGAAGAGAAAGCACCUCUACCUCCUCCGUCGCCUGCAUCCCCAGUUCAGCACCUCUCUCCAUCUCCCUCGUCGUCUCCUUCUCCAUCUCCUUCCCCGUCCCCGACCCCUCCAAAAGUCACGUCGAGCAAGAAGAGCACAGGAAAGCUUCUUGAUGAUGCUGUAAGACAUAUUGCUGACGAUCCCCCCUGCAGGUGUCCAAAUAAGUUCCAUGUGGAGAGACAUUCACAGGGUCGAUAUCGUGUUGGGGAGAAAAUGCUUUUUAUACGUAUGCUUCACAACAAGCACGUGAUGGUUCGUGUGGGUGGAGGCUGGGAGACGUUCGAGAGCUACCUGCUCAAGCAUGACCCUUGUCGUAUGCUUCAAAUCUCCCGCGUGGAGGGGAAGACGUCCCCCGUCAGCGGCAAGGGCCUCAACAUCAAGGACCUGACGCCUGACAGUUACCUAGUGGUGGCUGCAAAUUACCGUAGCAAAAAGUCUACACAGGGGACUGCACCAUGAUGGAGGAGGUAGCUGUGUGACAUGUCGGCACAUUUGAAACUCAUCACUGCAAUAUAAAGACUGAACUGGCUACACAUGAAGGUGGACAUUCUUUUUUUUUUAUUCACAACAUUGUGACCAAUUUUGGUUUUAUAUCUUUUGCACAUUAUUUUCUGGUGGGAAAUAGUUACUUUUUGUAUUUUAGUGACUAUAUGCCUACUUUAAGACUUUAUUCUAAAAGUAAAUUAAUUCUACAUUUUUUACAGGUAAGUACAGAAAAUGUAUUUGUGCUUGAUACUUGUGGACACCAAAAAAUGUUUGCCAAUGAUGCAAAACAAAAAAGUACCAAAGCCUAAUACUGUAUAAGAAAUAGAAGCUUUGUUGAUUAACUUUAGUCGCUGUAUGGUUUGUUGUUACCAGUGAUUACUUAUUUUACAUACUGUCCCUUUCAAAGAAGUGUAACUGAACUGUCAGAUGCAGCAUGUUAAAUUGAAUCUAAAUGUAUCAUGUGGUAACGUUUUCUUCAUGGGGUUCAUGUUUUACUUUGCUGCCAUCUAAAGGCGAACAUAGUCAUAACGUUGUCAUCUUUGUAUUUUCUCAAUAAUUCCCUAAAGAAAACACGGGUUUGAGUGCACCAUCUGCAAACACUUUUAAAAUAUAUAUUUUUUUGUCAAAAAAGGCCAAUAAAGUGUCUGGUGCCAAUAAAG
Messenger RNA from Dunckerocampus dactyliophorus (ringed pipefish), 2239 nucleotides. RefSeq names its product growth arrest-specific protein 2 (gene gas2a). The transcript is spliced from 8 exons. Gene Ontology annotation, cellular component: actin filament. Gene Ontology annotation, biological process: actin crosslink formation. Bases 525 to 1553 code for a protein of 342 amino acids. The record is from RefSeq and is a predicted model, not a curated record. Gene Ontology annotation, molecular function: microtubule binding; actin filament binding; cytoskeletal adaptor activity. NCBI's taxonomy places the organism in Eukaryota, Metazoa, Chordata, Actinopteri, Syngnathiformes, Syngnathidae.